Camellia sinensis is the source of this 1355-nucleotide messenger RNA. RefSeq names its product dof zinc finger protein DOF3.2. Gene Ontology annotation, molecular function: DNA-binding transcription factor activity; DNA binding. Gene Ontology annotation, biological process: regulation of DNA-templated transcription. Lineage: Eukaryota; Viridiplantae; Streptophyta; Magnoliopsida; Ericales; Theaceae. The record is from RefSeq and is a predicted model, not a curated record.
AGAGCCUCAUUUUACUUCACUUUGAAUCACUCCUCUCCUCUCCCUUUCACUGUACUCUCUCUCUCUCUCUCUAAAUUCAACAUACUCAUCUUUUUCAAUCUUGGGAAGAGUCACAGGUUGUGUAUGGAUGGAUCCUUCUAGUGCACAACACCAUCAGGAGAUCGCAACUCAUCAAACCCUAGAAAGCAUGUUGGUUUGCACAAAAACAAAUCAAGAGAAGAAACCAAGGCCUCAGCCAGAACAAGCACAGAAGUGCCCUAGAUGUGAAUCCACCAACACCAAGUUUUGUUACUACAACAACUACAGUCUCUCUCAGCCAAGGUACUUUUGCAAGUCAUGCAAGAGGUAUUGGACCAAAGGAGGAACACUGAGAAAUGUUCCAGUAGGUGGAGGAUGCAGGAAGAACAGGAGGUCCUCACCACCAUCAAAGAGGAGCCAAGAUGAUCAUCAACCACUGAUCCCAACCCAUCACAAUCCCCUCUCUACUCUCCCUUGCUUGACCUAUGAUUCCAAUGAUCUCAGCCUUGCAUUUGCUAGGCUCCACAAUCAACCAAAUGGUCAUCUAGGGUUUGAUCAUGAUCAUCAUCAUCAUGAUCAGGGUGUUCCAAUGUUUGAUGUUCUUGGAAACCCUAAUGUCCAAACCUAUGGUACAACUCCUCAUGCCUUUCUUGAAGCCCCAAAUGGCUUUCAUGGUUUGUACUAUGGGAUGAUGGGUAAUGGGGGUGGUGUGAGUGUCAAUGCUAGUGGAGAAAUGGUGAGGCCAUAUGAAGAUAUGACAGUGACAACAAUGAAGCAAGAAUUGAGCAAUGGAAGAGAAGGAGAGAAUAGAGUGUUGUGGGGAUUCCCAUGGCAAAUUAGUGGAGAUGCAAACAUGGGUGAUGUUGAUUCAGGGAGAGAGAGUUGGAAUGCAUUUGGUUCAUCUUGGCAUGGACUUCUCCAUAGCCCUCUAAUGUAGGGCAGCUCAGUGUACCAGUCUCCAAUCAAUACAGAAUCUGGAAAGAGUUAGAUGUACGCAACCUUACACCACAUGCACAGAGCUUGUUUCCAUGGUUCAAAGCAAUAGUCAUCUCAUGUAGAUGUUAGAAAUCUCCUUGCUUGCUAGAAAUAGAAAUUAUAGUUCUUUUUUUUUUUUUUUUUUUUUGUUGGGGGGGGGGGGGUGUUGUGUGUGUGUAUCAUCAGAGGCUGUAGUUUGGGGUGAGAGAGACUCAUCUAUGACAAUAUUCAAACUCCUGAUUACCUAUUAAGGUGUUGGGAUUUUGGUCAAUGAUAGAAUUGAGCUAGUCCCAAUGAUAGAACUUUCUUGUCUUCAAUUAUUAGACUCGAAUGUUAAUUUUAAUCUUUUGAUUUUGGUUUAA